CUGAUCAAUAGAAAGCAUUUUUGAUCAACUUAUCUAUGUUUUUGAUUAAAAAAAAUAGUCUUCUAAUCAUUUUGCAUUGUGUUUAUAAAUAAUAACUUUGUCUUGGAUUCGUUUAUAAAUAAUUAACUAUGUCUCACAGUGAUAGUGAAAUAAAAGACGACAUAAAAGACAAAAUUCGCAAACAAUUAAAGUUGGAAUUUAAAGCUAAAAAGAAAAUUCACAAUUCGCAUGAUAGUGUUCGAACUCUGAAAAUAAAAAUGCAACCAAUUUUUCAGGAAUUCAGACUGGUAAAAGCUGUUAAUACGAAUAAUACUAGUGAAGUAAAAAAGUUAUUAAAUGAAGGAGUUAACCCUAAUAGUACCGAUCAAGAGAUGAGAAGUGUACUUCAUGUUGCUGUUAGUAAAGGAUAUACCGAUAUAGUACAGCUUUUACUGAGCUAUGGAGCCGAUCCAAAUAUACGUGAUAUAAUUCAAAAUACCCCAUUACAUUUAGCAGCUUGUGUUCACAAUAUACCAAUAAUUACAAUGUUAAUUAAUUCAAAGGCUGAUGUUAGUUGUUUAGAUCUCCAUGGCCGUAACCCAAUACAGUUAGUGUCGAGCAAACUUCAACUAUUAAGAAAAGGUUGGAGAGAUGGUUCUAUCGAAAUGGUGAAAUUAAGAGAGGAAUUACAAGAGGUUGUGGAUUUACUACUCUCUUUCCUAAUUCGUGGUGUAGAAGAGAAAAUGGAGAGACUGACUAGGUCUAAAGUAAAUGUAAAUGAUUUACAGUUAAUGAAACUUAGUUUGAAUUCGGGACCGGCCAAUCAGUUAGAUGAUCAAAUGGCAAAACUAUUAGAUGAUAUCGAAAAUAUCCAGAUUAAAUAAUGUGUUGUAUCAAAAAGGCAUUUAUAAAAUAGGAGCUGAUUUAUUUUUAUAAAAGUGUAAAAUUAUAACCUUAUAAAUUCAUCAAUUUUAUCAAUUUUUAAUUUUUUACACUUGUACAAAAAUAAACCAACUCCUGUGUUACUUAAGACUUAAUAGGUAUUAUUAUUAUAAUGUUUAUAAAUUACGAAUUUAAAAUUGAUUAAAAAAAUGUGAAAUG
Sitophilus oryzae (rice weevil) is the source of this 1080-nucleotide messenger RNA. RefSeq names its product ankyrin repeat domain-containing protein 54. Lineage: Eukaryota; Metazoa; Arthropoda; Insecta; Coleoptera; Curculionidae. The coding region runs from base 129 to 863 and encodes 244 amino acids. Gene Ontology annotation, molecular function: protein binding. The transcript is spliced from 4 exons. The record is from RefSeq and is a predicted model, not a curated record.